UUUUAUCACUGUUAAUUGGCCUAAAAACUAUUUUGGUGCAGGUUCUUGGAGUUGAACCGGUUCCCUGGGUCGUUGAUCCCGGGUGAACGCGCCCCCUCCCCGUGCGUCCGCUGGAGGAGGGUGGAGCCGCGGAGACCGUCUCCUUCCUACGCCGUUACCGGACCCUCCGCCUUCCUGCCCCCGGGAACCCAGCUUCCGCUGCCGGAUUCCAGGCCCUGGGCACGCACCGGCACCUCCAGGACACUGCGUGCCGAGUGUGGAGGGACGUUGGACCGGGACACAAGCCGUGGACGCGGACGCGGACGCGUUUGGGACGAGCUAACGAAGAGAAUGUGCCUCGUCAGCGCAACAGUUGGACCGAGUCGCGCCGAGUUUCAACACACUUCAGGGAGGUUUCAUAACUUUUUUUUCUAAGCGCCUGUUCCGCUUCCAGUUGAGUCACCGGCACACAGACGGUACAGUCACCCACACGGAACCGGGCCCGUCAGGUGAAGGCGUGGCGCUGGGCGGGGAAGCUUUGUUCCCAGCACCUGGAUGUGAGCGCGCGACCGGAGACUCGCGCCGCUCCAGCUGCCGCCUUCCCCACCGCAGGAUCCGUUUCCCCGGUAACGCGUAAUGACGGGAGCCGACCCCUCGGAAAGUCGCCGUGUCGCUGUGGUUUUCGAGCCCAACGGUUUGCUGAAACGUCGGGUUUAACUGAGGACAUGGCGCUGUCGCAGAUCCAGUGUCUGGACGAUCACCACGUCAACUGGCGCGUGAGCGAGAGCAAGCCGGAGUUUUUCUACAGCGAGGACCAACGGCUGGCGCUCGAGGAGCUCAUCGCCAACGGCCGCGAGGCGUUCAGGGACCACAUCACCAAGCAUGGCGUGCGGGACUUCCUCUCCGAACCAGAGCUGGAGCGGAUCGAACGCGCCGCGGAGGCCUACAGACCCGGGUACGAGCACUAUCCGAAGCCAGAGACGCCAGGCCCAGGGAACGUCACCCCGGGGUCCUGGGAGGAAGCGGGGGACGGCGAGGUGUCGCUGCAGUACUGGCCAGACCGCUCCGAGGCCUCAGUGGCGGAGCUGGACCUGGGGUGGCCCGAGGCCAUCUCGUACCGAGGGGUCACCCGCGUGACGGUGUACACGCAGCCCCCCACGGAGGGGCACACGCACAUCAAGGAGGUGGUUCGGAAGAGCAUAGCAUCGGCCCAGAAGGUCAUAGCUGUGGUGAUGGAUGUGUUUACAGACGUGGAUAUCUUUCGUGACCUGCUGGAUGCGUCCUACAAACGCAGAGUUCCUGUGUACAUAAUCCUUGACAUGGCUGCAGUUGCCAGCUUUCUUUCCAUGUGUGGCAGAGCUGAUAUGCACCGUGGACACCUGAAGAAUCUGCGGGUACGCUGCUGUGGAGGAGUAGAGUUCUUCUCACGCUCAGCGCAAAAAGUGCGUGGAUCUCUGAGCGAGAAGUUUCUCCUGGUUGAUGGAGACAGAGCUAUCUCUGGCUCAUACAGUUUCACCUGGUCCUCCUCUCGCCUGGACCGUAACCUCAUCACUGUGAUCACCGGACAGGCAGUGGAGACUUUCGACCUGCAGUUUCGUGACCUCUACUUCACGUCCAGAAGUGUGUCUCUCAGCAAGGUUCCAAUGGUAGACGAACCAGCCCCCGAGCCGGUCCCUCAGGUGGUGCCUGCCCCGGUGUCAGCCGCUGUUGCCAGGAAGCUCAUCAAUCCCAAAUACGCCCUCGUUGCCACGGGAACACACACCAGUCCCUCCUCCUCUGACCAGAACUCCAGCAACAAAAACUCAAAUCCCCAGAAUCCAGCUGGACUGAAAAUCCUGAAAGGACGUCUUAAGGAGGUCAUCGAGGAGCCUCCACUACACCCAGGACUGGCUAAUCUAGAGAGAGCUUACCUGAUCCCAUACCUGCCCACCUGGCCAGACCCAGACCCUCCCAGUGAUGUGAUUGGUUUUAUCAACAUUAGAGAUGAAAAGCGGGCACAUCAGGUUCACCUCCAGAGGUCGGAGAGGUUUGAAGUUAGCCAGGCUAUACGCUUCAGCGCUCCGCUUAGCCUACCAGUCCAGACUGAAGAACCCAUUGUAGGUCGGAAUAAAGAGGCUGCUGGAGCUGCCAAACCUCCUGCUGGAAAUACAAACCCUCAGACGUCUGCUCCUGACGGUCCGGCCAACCAACAGCCCGAAGAGCAAAGGGACACAGCAGUGAAUAUAAACCAGAGCGAUUCCAGAGAGGCUCCAGAGCAGCCUAACUCACCUCCAACGCAGGACACACACAAUCCAAAGGCAGAAACUCCCACUACUACUACCCCUACCACUACUACUACUACUACUACUAAUACUACUAAUACUACUAAUACUACUAGUAGUACAGUUGAGCCAGAACCAAUAGACAAUCCUGAAAAAACUCCAGAGACACAACCUGUUGCUCCCCCUGUUCCUAAACGCCGCACUGUGCAUUUGAUCAUAGACCCUGUCCCCUUACCUCAGCCUCAACCUGGACAACCACAGGUCACUUUGGUAAAAAUGGACCCAAUAGAAAGUGUAGAUGGGCCUUCUAGCAAAAAGGAAACCGAGGAGAAGCAAACAUUGGCCCGUCGUCGGCUAACGUCAAAGAACGAUGGCAGGGACUCCGGCAGCAACGACAACGGCAGCCAAGACAGCACCAAGGUCAUGUGCGACCGCCAGGCCAACGACGACCCCUCCAGCGCCUCCACAGCGUCGGAGGAGGAGUUUUACGAAUGCGCCCCGCAGCAGCCCAGUGACCCCCUAAGUAACGGAGUGACCACAGGGUCGGGCCGCGGGCCUCGCCAAGGAGACGGAGUCAACAUGAUGGCGCGCCUGUCUCAGAGCAUGCUGGACCUGCGGGAGCCCAGCCAAGGCCAGGACAGCGCCGCCCUCCUCCGGGAGUCACAGCAGCUCCGCAGGCUGCCCUCGCCACACAGGCACAUAGGCCAGCUGUUCCAAGCCUCGCGCUCUCCAGGUCGUGACGCGCGACUGCGAGGACCCAAGGUGAUAAUUGCCAAACCAGGAAGUUACCAUCGCCCCAGCAGAGCGGCCGUCCCCGUGAUCGGUGGCCAUCGCUACUGGCAGGGUCAAAUGCUGCAGCCGGACUCAGCCAAGCAGCAGAGCCGCUCCGGCCGGUCCCCGCGCCGCCACAGCCCCGGCUACAGGAAGCCGGACCACGCGGAACCACAGCCAACCAACCCAUCGGGGUUGCUGGGAGUGUCUUUGUCAAAACUGAACAAUUUCAGACUCUUGAGGGCACGAGGAGGAGCGUCGCAGAAGAAAGCGCCUCAAAGUAACAAGGCUGCCAGGUAAAAGUGGAGCACAGGUACAAAACACAGAGGACUUCUCUGUCCUUUCAUGUUGUCACAUGAUGAGUGACAUACAGAGACUAUAAAUAUAUAUAUUGACAGUGUCAACAUGGGUUGACAGAUUUAAUUUGUUACAUAUCAGUUAUUUAUGUUUAGUUUUGAAUUAACUGUCAUCUUCAUUCCUUCAUUUGUCUUUUCUAAAAAGUGCUGCGACUUUUGAAACUGAUGUUUGUGAACCAGCCGUGUUCAUUUACAAACUGUUUGACGUAUCCAACAUGCGCCACGUUUCUAGCUUCUUUCAACAGAGAAUUCGCACACAGCGAGGAGCAGAUCCGUUUGGGUCUCGGAGAAAAUCCCUCCUGUUUUGUGCAAACUCCAUUCACCAAACAUGGUCAAAUAUGUUGUCGGUCCUCAGAUAUUUGAGUGCGGUUCUAGUGAUGGUGUGAUACCACUGCGCUCGGUUACUGACACGGUGAGGCUGGGACAAUUGUGUUGCUUUUGCGUGUUUGUCGUGUUUGUAGAGACAAACUGUAUACGAUGUGGGACCAAAAGUGAAUGUUAAAUAAAAAUGUAGACAACUUA
Messenger RNA from Betta splendens (Siamese fighting fish), 3889 nucleotides. RefSeq names its product protein FAM83G (gene sack1gb). Bases 705 to 3311 code for a protein of 868 amino acids. NCBI's taxonomy places the organism in Eukaryota, Metazoa, Chordata, Actinopteri, Anabantiformes, Osphronemidae. The transcript is spliced from 5 exons. The record is from RefSeq and is a predicted model, not a curated record.